GUAUUUGCACCUGAAGAGCUGAAACUGAAAGCCUCUGCGUCCGCUUAAAGACUAAAUCGAUCCAGUUUAGACCUCUCGAGUGCACCGUCGAGAUAAUGGCGGAGGAAUACGACCUCGUUACGCUGGGCGCUGGCUCAGGCGGCGUACGCGCCUCCCGCUUCGCUGCCACCCUCUACGGCGCCAAGGUGGCGUGCGUUGAGCUGCCGUUUGGCUUCGUGUCCAGCGAGACGGUUGGCGGCGCCGGCGGCACCUGCGUCAUUCGCGGCUGUGUGCCCAAGAAGCUCCUGGUGUAUGGCGCCGCCUAUGCGGAGGAGUUUGCGGACGCACGCGGCUUCGGCUGGGCGCUGCCGGCGGCUGGCGCCGGUGCGGAGGGCGGCCCCGCGCACGACUGGGCCUCACUCAUGAAGCUCAAGGAGAAGGAGAUCACGAGGCUCAACAGCACGUACGGCAACAUCCUCAAAAACGCCAACGUGGCGCUCAUUGAGGGCCGCGGUGCGCUCAAGGACGCCCACACGGUGGAGGUGACGGCGGCGGACGGCUCCGUGCGGUUGCUCAAGGCCAAGCACGUCCUCAUCGCCACGGGCGGUGUGGCCACCGCCAUCCCCAUGGAGGGCGCGGAGCACGCCAUCAUGUCGGACGACGCGCUGGCGCUGCAGUCGCUGCCGCCCGGACCCAUCGUGGUGCUGGGGGCGGGCUACAUCGCCACCGAGUUCGCGGGCAUCUUCCGCGGCACGCACGCCGCCCAGUACGCCGUGCACCUCAUGUUCCGUGGGGACAAGGUGCUGCGCGGGUUCGACGAGGAGUGCCGUGACCAGGUGCAGGACAACCUCACCCGCCGCGGCAUCCACCUGCACCCCGGCUGCAAGCCCACCAAGCUGGAGAAGCACGGCGAGGGCGACCUCACGCUGCACUACACGGACGGCACCGGCGCGGCGCAGUCGCUCAAGUGCGGGCUGGUCAUGAUGGCCACAGGCCGCAAGCCGCGUGUGGACGGCAUCGGGCUGGAGGCUGUGGGUGUGGCGCUGGACGGUCAGGGUGCCAUCAAGGUGGAUGAGUUCAGCCGCACCAACGUGCCGGACGUGUGGGCGAUUGGCGACGUGACCAACCGCAUCAACCUGACGCCAGUGGCGCUGAUGGAGGGCAUGGCCUUCGCCAAGUCGUGCUUCGGCGGCGAGCUGACCAAGCCCGACUAUCGCAACGUGGCCUCGGCCGUGUUCUGCCAGCCGCCCCUGGCCACUGUGGGUUACACGGAGGAGCAGGCGGUAAAGGAGUUCGCGGGCAACAUCGACGUCUACGUCAGCCGGUUCCGGCCGAUGAAGUACACGAUCAGCGGGCGCGAGGAGAAGACGCUCAUGAAGCUGAUCGUGCACGCCGAGAGCGACGUCGUGCUGGGCUGCCACAUGGUGGGCCCCGACGCGCCCGAGAUCAUGCAGGGCCUGGCUGUGGCUCUCAAGUGCGGCGCCACCAAGGCCCAGUUCGACUCCACGGUGGGCAUCCACCCCACGGCGGCGGAGGAGUUCGUGACCAUGCGCAGCCGCAGCCGCCGCGUGCCCGCCACCGGCACCAGCAAGCUGUGAGGCAGGAGGGGAGGCAGGAGGCGGCGGCGCAAGGCACGCGGAGCUGCGCGGCUGCUGGUUGGGCGUUGGGCUGUGUAAGGGUGAGCGCGUGGACGAACGUAUGGUUGGGGGUGUGAGCUGAGCACAUGCGGUGGGUUGAGGCUAGGCAUCAAAAGCCAGCGGGCCGACUCCAUGUACGGUAUGUUGUCGGAGAUUAGCAUGGGGCUUCCUUGCAUGGCAUGGCGUGGCAUGGCGGUUUCGUUGCAUGGGGGGCCGCUGUGGUGAAGAAAUCAAAGCGCUGUGAGCGAGUGACGGGGGCAUAUGCAAGCCCAGGCGAGGAGCUAAGGACCACAUGACACGCACAAGCACGGUAUGCCGUGCAUUUUGGGUUGGGCGGCCGACUGCGGCAGGCUUGAAGACAGGAUUGUGCACCCGUGCUUGAAGUGGACUCACGUUGAUGCUACACGGUGUUGAGGCUGUGCACGGCCUACUGUUACAUACAGUGG
Molecule: messenger RNA, 2062 nt
Organism: Chlamydomonas reinhardtii
Lineage: Eukaryota; Viridiplantae; Chlorophyta; Chlorophyceae; Chlamydomonadales; Chlamydomonadaceae
Exons: 15
Coding region: 96-1577 (493 amino acids)
Biological process (GO): cell redox homeostasis; glutathione metabolic process; cellular response to oxidative stress
Cellular component (GO): mitochondrion; cytosol
Molecular function (GO): glutathione-disulfide reductase (NADPH) activity; flavin adenine dinucleotide binding
Source: RefSeq, a predicted model, not a curated record